GUUCCAGCCACCAUAGUGCUGCGUACGCAAGCGAGAACUCACGAUUACGGUCAUAAGAAGAGUAAAUACAAAACUUUACAAAGGAUUGGUGAGGGCGCUGGCGUAUCCCACGGUGCAACGCGUGUCCUGCGCCGCGAUUAUGAAGCUUGUGAAUCAUGGCUGUGGUCCAACAGGAGGCUGGCGUGCUUCGCUCCUAGCUCUCACGGUGCGUGUUUUUUUGUGCGUUGCUGCUGGUUUCCCCGUUCUUUCUCCGCUCCGCCGUGCAGCCCAAGCGCGUGCGAAAUAUUUUCUAAUUUAGCGCGGCCCUCUUUUGUGUGCGGGCGAAGCGGGCGGGUCGAGAAAGAAUCGUCUGCUACUGCAAUUGGAUCGUCGUCUGCACGAGUGUUGUGUGCUUUCUCGGCCCGUUCGUAGCCUCACGAAAUCGUCGAGAAGAGAAGGCGCGUGGGUGUGAGACGAGACGGACUGCUUCGAAAAAGGUGAACGAAACAUGUGCUUUCGGUCGGCCCCGUGUGCAGCUGGAACAACGUGUACGGUCUCCGUCGAGCAAUCCGUAUCUUCGAUGUCGACUCGGUGCAUCGAUGCCGUGCAAUAAACAGCGAGCGUGGUUUCAGUAGCGCCGUCAUUUUCGAAGUGGCCUCGAGUUCGCACACCUUCUCGCCAGGUGAACGGAAAAAAAGUGACAGUGGUGUGGGAAGUGUGUGUCGUGUGUGAUAGCGACAACUCGGAGCGCUCGUCGUUUCCCCCCGUGUUUAUUCUGUGAUUGUGUUCUCUGUGUUCUCACUCUUUUAGUUUUGUGUUCCGGCUGGAAUCUCCCGCUUACUUUUUUUUUUAUUCGCCCUCUCGGUUUGACGGCGGCGCGACCGACUUGCAUUCUACGAUGGCCUUCGCCUCGACGAACAAGUUCCAGCGACGCUUGACGGAAUCAGGUCGAGACGUGCCGGACGCUCGUCCACAGCGCUUCGAGGUCGCCAUGUACCCACAUCUCGAGGCCGCGCUUAGGCCCGGCGCCUCCUGAAGCUCGCUUCCGAGGUCGCGCCUGGCCUCGCAGAUUCGCGGCAGGUCGGCGACGCGAACGCGCUCCUGCCCUCGACGCAAUGGCCACAGCAGCCAGCGGUGGUGGCGGUGGGAGUCGGGACCCCAACCACCACGAGCUGCAGCAGCAGCAAGGACCCGAGCCCAAGCGUCAGCAGCAGCAGCAGCAGCAGCAGCAGCAGCAGCAGCAGCAGCAGCAGCAGCAACAACAGCGUCACCAACAGCCAGAACCCGGACUUAAGCCUCAGCUUCAGCCACAGCUUCAGCCACAGCUUCAGCGGCGACGCGCCAGCAUCGAUGUGCCGGUUAGCUCAGACCAGCAGCACGUGUCCAGGCCGCGCCGGGCGAGCGGAUGUAGAGCCGCCGACGUCGUGGUGUUCUGA
This is a messenger RNA of Rhipicephalus microplus (southern cattle tick), 1415 nucleotides long. Its product is annotated as microtubule-associated serine/threonine (MAST) protein kinase dop. The record is from RefSeq and is a predicted model, not a curated record. NCBI's taxonomy places the organism in Eukaryota, Metazoa, Arthropoda, Arachnida, Ixodida, Ixodidae. Gene Ontology annotation, biological process: intracellular signal transduction; peptidyl-serine phosphorylation. Gene Ontology annotation, molecular function: protein serine/threonine kinase activity; magnesium ion binding; protein binding.